Cyphellophora attinorum is the source of this 1149-nucleotide messenger RNA. Its product is annotated as Alpha-amylase A type-1/2. Gene Ontology annotation, biological process: carbohydrate metabolic process. The transcript has a single exon. Bases 1 to 1149 code for a protein of 382 amino acids. Gene Ontology annotation, molecular function: alpha-amylase activity; calcium ion binding. Lineage: Eukaryota; Fungi; Ascomycota; Eurotiomycetes; Chaetothyriales; Cyphellophoraceae. The record is from RefSeq and is a predicted model, not a curated record.
AUGGGUUUCAUUCUUUGGCUGCUGGCAGCCGCGUGCUUCCUUCAGCCGUUCACAAUUGCCGCCGACACAGCAGCAUGGAAGUCUAGAAACAUCUACUUCGCGCUGACAGACCGCAUCAGUCGCAAUGCCUCCGACGAGGGAGGCAACGCCUGUGGUGACCUCGGGAACUACUGCGGCGGCACGUUCAAAGGCCUCGAGUCCAAGCUGGACUACAUCAGCGGCAUGGGCUUCGACGCCAUCUGGAUCACGCCCGUCGUCAAGAAUAGGCCCCGAGGUUAUCACGGCUACUGGGCCCAAGACCUCUACAGCAUCAACGAGAACUACGGGACAGCUGACGAUCUAAAGGACCUGGUCAACGCUGCUCACGACAAGAACAUGUUCGUCAUGGCCGACGUCGUAGCGAACCACAUGGGCGCUGGCCCCAUCUCCGAGAACAGCCUAGCUCUUCUGACACAACAGAGUGCCUACCACCCAGCAUGCGACAUCGAGCAGGACGACUACGACAACAAUCAGACUGCCGUCGAGGAAUGCCGCUUAGCCGGCCUCCCCGACCUCAACACCCAAUCUCGCGAAGUCCGCCAACUCUUCCAAGACUGGAUCAAAUGGCUCGUCUCCGAGUAUUCAUUCGACGGCAUCCGCAUCGAUACAGUCAAACACGUCGAGCAGGACUUCUGGCCUGGCUUUGUCGAAGCUUCCGGCGUUUAUGCCAUCGGAGAGGUGCUGAACGGCGCACCGCCCUAUCUCGCCGAGUACGCAAAAUUAAUGCCAGGACUGUUGAACUACGCGAUGUACUAUGCCCUCCAGGAUUUCUUCCUGCAGAAGAGUGGUGCAUCGAGGAUCGUGGAGAUGCACGAUUGGAUCUCGAGUAUCUUCCCGGACCCGGCAGCGUUAGGGACGUUCGUCGACAAUCAUGACCAAAUGCGGUGGUUGGCGCAGCGAGACGACGUGGCGGUGUUGAAGAAUGUGCUAGCAUAUGUCAUACUAGCCAGAGGUAUACCGAUCGUGUACUACGGUACGGAACAGGGCUUCUCUGGAGCAAGUGAUCCCUUCAAUCGGGAAGAUCUAUGGAGGUCUGGCUUCAAUACCGAAGCGGAUUUGUAUCAGACUAUCGCCAGACUCUCGGAAGCUAGACUCGAUGCAGGUGUCUAG